UCCCGCCUUUCAACCUUCAGACCACCUGGUCUAAAGUGGGACCUGCCUGCUUGUAAGCAUCACUGUGGCACCACAUCAGAGACCAUGGACCAGGUGAGAAAGGCAAUGACAGAGGUCCCAGCAUCCUCAUUUGAUGUGGCCCGAAGUGACUCUGUGCAUACCAACAAUGCAUCAGUGGAACCUGAGGAAAGGAAAACGAAGCAUUUUCCAGCAGGCUUAAGUCCCAGCAGACAGAGAACAUCCCAAAAGACUCCCAGCAGAGUCUCCUGCAAGAUCUCCAAGAGCUCCGCAGCUCGGGGAACAACAAAGAACUCCACACAUACCAAAUCCAAGGCAUCUCCUUCUGUAAAGGGUAUUCAGAAUAAAAGACAGAGUAAACAGCAUCUCCAAGCCAAAACAUCCCACAUGCAGAAUCAUAAUUCAAGAAGAUUUGAAGAGGAAGGAGAAGAUAUUUCUGCCACCAAAGGUCCAAGGGCGAGGCUUGAGCCAAGAAGCAGGAACAGCAUUUCCUGUCUGUCUGCAGCAUCCAGGCAGAGGGAGGCAGAGAACACUAAAUCCAUGCCCAAUGACAAAGAGUCAGUAGCAGGCCAGCAGCAAACCCCAGAUUCUAAAAUGCCUGGAUCUCUGUGGAAGACCACCAAAGCCAGCUGUGAAAAUGCCAAGGAGACCAAUGAGUCCCUGACAUCAACAGCGCCAGAUAUGAAAGCAGAGUGGGAGGUGCCUCUGGAGAAGAAAAACAGUUUGUCCCGUUACAACAGGAAAGAUAAAUUUGCCAGUACAGAUGAACUUACCAGCAAUGAAGAGGAACGGCGGUCUCUGUGCAUGACAGCACUCAUCAUAGGACAGAAAAGACUCAGCGACCGCUCUGACAUGUUAAAAAAACAGCUGGAGUCAUUUGGUGAUUUCAACGAGCUGGGUUUUAACCUGAGGUCAAAUAUCUUUCAAGGUGGCCCACUGGAAAGCAGAAGCUUGAUGAAAGAUUCCUACACCCCUGAUGUAAUUCAGAAGGUAACCAGGGAUCCCAGGAACUGGCAUGGAAGGAGGAUUGAUGAGCUAGGGAGGUGGCAUCAGAAAAAUGCCUUAAAUCUUAACCUGCAGAAAGCAUUGGAAGAUAAAUACGGGAAGAAAAAAGCCAAGCCCUAGAUGAUGAAGGUUGAGUACUGAACUGUAUUCACCAGGUUAUCUUCCUCAGCCAUCUAAUAAAACCUCCAUGUAGAGCACCAA
Messenger RNA from Gallus gallus (chicken), 1224 nucleotides. It is a transcript of the gene TEX33, whose product is annotated as testis expressed 33. Lineage: Eukaryota; Metazoa; Chordata; Aves; Galliformes; Phasianidae. Bases 85 to 1143 code for a protein of 352 amino acids. The record is from RefSeq and is a predicted model, not a curated record. The transcript is spliced from 6 exons.